This is a messenger RNA of Scutellospora calospora, 187 nucleotides long. The record is from the annotation of a GenBank genome assembly. Lineage: Eukaryota; Fungi; Glomeromycota; Glomeromycetes; Diversisporales; Gigasporaceae.
AUGAGUAUAGAAACAACAAACACAGAGGAAUCACCUAGUUUAAAGCUUAUAGAAGUAGAAAUGACCUCAGUUGAAACUCAAUGUAAAACAAAAGCAAUAACAACAACUAGAAAUGUAGCAAAGAGUAUAGAAGGAAUUAAAACAACUCAAGAAGAUGUAUUAGAUUUAACAAAAUCACUAGAUGAUA